Parascedosporium putredinis is the source of this 2094-nucleotide messenger RNA. The record is from the annotation of a GenBank genome assembly. Lineage: Eukaryota; Fungi; Ascomycota; Sordariomycetes; Microascales; Microascaceae.
AUGGACUUCUCGAGACAUUCCCUCAUCACUCCCCCUUUACCCCCGGCCGACCCCGAGCUUGCGGAAGCGGCCUUUCGCUCACCAGCCGUAACGAAGCCUGGCGAGAUGGGCUACGACCGGCUCGAGUGGGUCGGUGAUGCAAACCUUUAUCUUUUAUCUUCCUACCUCAUUUUCUUCACUUUUGGUGGCCUCGAUUCGGGCAAGGGCUCUCAACUACGGGAGCGACUAGUACGCAACCAGACACUGGCGUCCUACUUUCGCGAAUAUAACUUGAUCCAGCGCGCCAAACUACCGGCCAACAUUGACCUCAAGUCGAAAGAAGGGCAGAAGAUCCAGGGCGACAUGGUUGAAGCAUACGUAGGUGCCGUGGUUCUCUCGGACAAGCGGCAAGGCGCCGCCAAGGCAGCUGCAUGGCUCAAGGCCUUAUGGGCGCGAACCAUUGCCGACGAAAUCAGAAAAGCCGAAAAGAAGCCCGAGACGCAACGAGUACAAGAGCUCGGGCAGGCAAGGGAGGUCGAUGAAGCGGCGACGGCGAAGCAAAGACUGAACCUCGCCCUCAAAGUGCCCGGGGUAGACUUGAUCUUCCAAGAUGUGCCCACGAAACAGAAGAACAAACACAACGGGUUGCCAAUGUUCACGGUAAAUCUAUUCCUGAAAGGAUGGGGUGAACAGAAUAAGUUGCUAGGCUGGGGAACGGCCGGUUCAAAGAAGGAGGCGGGCCAGAAGGCUGCGCUAAUGGCACUUGCCAAUAAGAAGGUGAUUUCCGUCUACGAGGCGAGGAAGAAGGCAUACGUCGAGCAAAUGGCCGAAAAUGCUGCCUCGGGAGGCGGCGGUGGCUUGAAGAAACCGGUCGAGCAGCGAGUCUCCAAUCGCGUCUUCGUCCAUGCCCUCAGCACAGCCAUCCCCGCCACCGUGGGCAUGCGCAGCGAGGACCUCAAGCGGGAGAUGGACAAGUGGGACGCGUGGGAUGCGCAAAAGGGUCUUACCAAGACGGAGGCGAAGCGACGGUAUAUCGAGACGCUUAUCUCCACAAUGCACCGAUACGCGACAACAGGGGACGCGAAGGAGCUCGUUGCCGAACUCGAGUUUGUGUGGAACCAAACCGCCGAAGGCGGGCCCAUGAAGAUCCUCAGCCCCAUGAGCGAACAGGACGAGGCCGAGUUAGAGUCCCAGCGGAUAUCGGCCAUAUUAGAUGACGAGGAGGAGAACGAGAUCAACGGCAGCGUACCCGUCGCGGGAAACAAGUGGGCGAGAAAGGUCGAGAGGGCGCUGCAGAAGCUGUCGACCGAGGUGGCGGCGCUGCGGGAACAAAUCACGACGGGCCGGGAGUGGAAGUUCAAGAAGGAGAUGAGCUGGAAGGCGUGGUUCACGUGGCUCUUUUGGGCGGCCUUGCAACACCUCGUCAUGGAUUUUGUCGUGCUGAGCAUCGUCCUGAUAUGGCUGCGGAAGAAGAAGGAUAGGAGAUUAGAGGACCUCGUUAGGGCUGCUCUGAAGCUUGUGAGGGAGUACGUCCGGAAAAUCGUACCCUCAAGGUUGACGGACGUGGCGUGCAGCAUAUUCGUCCCCAUUGAAGAAGAUCUGCUCGCCCUGCCCGCCGAGUCCGAGGCAGACACGAGCCUCCAGGCCAGCGUCGACGCCAUCUACGCCCACGCCGAAAAAGUCAAGGCCAACAUCAUCAUGUACAUGAACCGCGAAAAGGAAGCCCUCUCCGCCGAGUACCACGCGAAGCGGGCCGCGGACCCCAAGAAGGGCGAGACGACCGCGCGGCCCUACGCGCCCGCAGACGAGGCUCUCAUGGUGGAAGCCAUGUGCAAGACUGCGGAUCCGUCCGUCGACUACGAGAUCAAGACGGCGGCCAACAUCCCGCGCCCGCGUGGGACGGUGCCCCGCAAGCCUGGGGAUGCCCUUAGGGAGCACUACAUAGUGCGGGUGAUGCAGUUGGCGGAGGCGGCGGUUCAGGAGCUAGAGGCGUAUGGGAGACAUGUAGAUUUGGUUGUGGACAGGUUCAAGGCGCGGACGAAGGAGGUUGAGGACAAGGCUUCGAGGGAGAGGGCUGCUGCGGAGGUUGGCGCGGAAGCGAUGGAUAUAGACUGA